Molecule: messenger RNA, 1656 nt
Organism: Populus euphratica (Euphrates poplar)
Lineage: Eukaryota; Viridiplantae; Streptophyta; Magnoliopsida; Malpighiales; Salicaceae
Product: proton-coupled amino acid transporter 3
Exons: 1
Coding region: 127-1410 (427 amino acids)
Biological process (GO): amino acid transmembrane transport; neutral amino acid transport
Cellular component (GO): vacuolar membrane
Molecular function (GO): neutral L-amino acid transmembrane transporter activity; L-amino acid transmembrane transporter activity
Source: RefSeq, a predicted model, not a curated record
UUGGGCUGGCGAAGGUUGUAAUAGCGCAUCAUUUUCGUUACCUGUUCAAAAUAUCAUCAGCAACCAAUCUCUCUUCCAAUUAUUGUUGUCUAUCAAAACAAACAAAGUGUAUCAAUCAAUAAAAAAAUGGAGUCUGGAAAAAAUGCAGCAUUCUCAUCUGCAAAAGCUCUACCAAGAGAAGACACACCUCUCAUACCCAAGUCCACGCCUCUAUCCUCUCAAUCCAAGACUUUUGCAAAUGUAUUCAUUGCUAUUGUUGGUGCUGGUGUUCUUGGUCUCCCUUAUGCUUUUAAACGCACAGGUUGGAUAAUGAGUCUUAUGAUGCUUUUCUCUGUUGCUGGUUUAACUCAUUACUGUAUGAUGUUGUUAAUCCAUACACGUAGAAAGCUUCAAUCUUUAUCCGGGGAAUUCGCAAAGAUUAACUCCUUUGGUGAUCUGGGUUUCACCGUUUGUGGUUCUAUUGGGAGGUUUGUUGUUGAUGUUAUGAUUGUUUUGUCUCAAGCUGGAUUUUGUAUUGGUUAUUUGAUAUUUAUUGGUAAUACCAUGGCUAAUCUGUUCAAUGCAUCAUCACCUGAUAGCUUGCCUUCUCAAGUUAUUGCCUUCUCAAUGUCCGCUAAGAGUUGGUAUAUAUGGGGCUGUUUUCCUUUUCAAUUGGGAUUAAGUUCUGUUGCAACGUUGACGCACUUGGCUCCGUUGAGCAUUUUUGCUGAUGUUGUUGAUCUGGCUGCCAUGGGAGUGGUGAUUGUUAAGGAUGUUUUUUUAAUGAUGGAAAAUAGGCCUGAAGUUAAAGCCUUUGGAGGUUUGUCCGUGUUUUUCUACGGGAUGGGCGUGGCUGUAUAUGCAUUUGAAGGGAUUGGUAUGGUUUUGCCAAUAGAAUCUGAAACGAAAGAGAGGGAAACGUUUGGGAAAAUCUUAGGUUUGAGCAUGGGGCUUAUAUCAGUGAUAUAUGGAGCUUUUGGUGUGCUGGGUUACUUUGCAUUUGGAAAUGAUACUCAGGAUAUUAUCACUGCUAAUUUAGGGCCUGGGCUCAUUAGCCUUUUGGUUCAAUUGGGUCUUUGUGUCAAUCUGUUUUUCACAUUUCCCCUGAUGAUGAACCCUGUUUAUGAGAUAGUGGAGAGAAGGUUCUGGGGUGGCAGGUAUUGCCUGUGGCUUAGAUGGCUGUCGGUUAUGGUGGUUACUCUGGUGGCUUUAACGGUGCCAAAUUUCGCCGAUUUCUUGUCCUUGGUGGGGAGCAGUGUAUGUUGUGGAUUGGGAUUUGUUUUGCCAGCUUUGUUUCACUUGCUUGUGUUCAAGGAAGAGAUGAACUGGAAAGGAUGGACAAUUGAUGUGGGGAUUGUGUCCUUGGGCCUUGUUCUUGCGGUUUCAGGGACUUGGUAUGCUCUCAUGGAGAUCUUCGCUAUCAAGGCAUAGGUAUGUUGUCCUCAGAACAUGGAAGAUGUGAAUCAUAGCAGUCAGCUUGUGUUCUUAUCCCUACACAGUGGUUUAUUUUCUCUCAUUGUGAAGCUACCUCAUCAAUCCUAAUAUGGAAGACGAUGUCUGAUUAAGAGAAAGUUCAGCACCAUGAAACUCCAUCAUGGAUCACAACCUUGUGCGCUGCAUUAUUGCUGUAUAUGAUAUUCCAAAAUGGAUUAUAACCAUGUGUGCCUCAUCAUUGUU